Molecule: messenger RNA, 2394 nt
Organism: Spizellomyces punctatus DAOM BR117
Lineage: Eukaryota; Fungi; Chytridiomycota; Chytridiomycetes; Spizellomycetales; Spizellomycetaceae
Exons: 5
Coding region: 1-2394 (797 amino acids)
Source: RefSeq, a predicted model, not a curated record
AUGAUCAAGGCUGGUAUAGCGGCAUUGGUCGGCUUGGCUGCCUUGAGCGUUGAUGCUGCCCCCACACCUGGCAGCGAUGGCUGUGCUCAGGUUGCGGCUCAAAUGAAACUGACUGGCGGGUGGAUAGACCACAAGAAUGUCAAGGAUUGCCUUGAUUCCUUCCCUCUCGAUCAAAGAAUCCGGACUGCCACUGUGGACACACUUCGUAAGGCGGUAGAUGGACAAUAUUCCUUUACUGACAUGGCGUCCAUUGCCAGUACCAUUGACGGAGGCAAAUGGGAUUUGAAAGAUAUCGACCUCUUGCAGAGUUUGGAUGCAUUUGCCAAAAAAAACUAUCAGACGGAUCGCGAGUUUCAUGAUGAUUUGAACAACCUCUUUCGGGACCUGGGAGAUGCUCAUACCGGCUACUCGAGCUACUGCUACCAUUCCGCCUUCACGUUCCGUCACCCAUGGACGUACCGUGUUUUAGUAGGCAAGGACGGGAAACAAAUUGUCCAACUCGGUACUCUCGUCGCUCCCAACGACGCCAUCUGGGCCGCCAAGAUCAAAGAAGCCAUCAAGGUUGAUCCCAAGGAGCUCGUCGGUUCCACCAUCACGGCCAUCGACGGGAAAGAUCCUAUUGCCUGGGUCAAGGCCUUUGGUGACAGCCUCAUUGGGCUGUCAAAGGACAGCCAGACACGAUUCAACCAGGUGACAUCCCGGCAGGGUGUCGCAGCGGACGGAUCAAUCACCACUCGAGUCGGUGCUGCAAGCUCACGCUCUCGGCUCCCUGUCCCAGAGGCGACCCGGAAGUUGGCGCUUCGAUCUGCUGAUGGCAAAAACACAACCGAGAUAGACGUCCCUUGGUUUGCGAUUGCUGCCCCAACUUUGAAGGCAAACUUUACGGACAGUACAUCAUUUUAUCAAAAUGUUUGCAUUCGUCCACAACCGACUGGGGCCCCUACCCGACGGGAUGUUGCUGCUAUAACUCAUAAUGAUUUCAUCAAUGUUGCUGAGCAAGAAACAGUAGAGUACAGUGCGGAGCAGUUUGCUGGUUUAGCCGUAUACCCAAACAAAACCGACGGAUCUUACGGGAACGGGUUUCCCAAAACCGUCAAGAACGGCAUGUACGCAUCAUUCUUUCUGGUGGACGCCGAGACGGGCGUAGCAGCCAUGCCCACCUACAGUUCCGACGGCUUUCCAGACAGCGAGUGUAUUGGCAAGCUCAAAGAUCCCGAGGCGACCGCGAACAUCGGUACUGGGGGUCCGGCUGGUGCUUGUUUCUACGUUUUCAUCAUGGAAGUUUAUGAUGGUAUCCAGCAGUUGAAGGCGCAGGGUGCCAAACGGUUGAUUCUUGACUGGACCGACAAUGGCGGCGGUUGGGGAGACCUUGGAUAUUUCGCAGUUGCAACCCUGUUCCCAAAUGUUAAGCGGGAUGUAGCGACAUUCCGCAUGACUCCUCUCCUAAAGAAGCUCAUGACAGCUGCAUUUGAAAAGGAUUUGAAUGAGACAACCCCGUUGACCAUGUUUGGACCAUCGAAUUUCGUUGACCCAGCUACUGGACUCAGUCUCACCUCGGCAGAUUUGAACCGGCUGAUUUUGAAAACGCACAAGGAAACGUUUGGAAAGUAUACUUCAGAGUACUCGGACUUUGUUUCAAUUGUCGACGGAGGAGGAAUUGCGGAUCCAAAACGCCCUCACAAUGCUUGGAAUGCAACAGGAAUUCCCCCACCCGUUACCCCCGUCUUCCCAGUUGAAAAUGUUGUCGUCCUCACCAAUGGACUUUGCGGAUCCACUUGUGCACACUCUGCAAGAUUGAUUCAUGACGAAGUAGGCGUCAAAGUGUUUGUCAAAGGAGGCGAAGCUGGUGCCAAGCCAUUCUCCUUCUCCUCUUUCCCGGGUGGAAAUGUCGUCGAUAUUCCCCAGCUCUUUGAUGAUCUCAAGCGCAUCGGAUUGGAGAACGAUGCAUUGGCCCCGCAACCAUUUUUGCAUUCAGUGUCAUUGUGGCGUGUGAAUGCGGGUGUUGGAUACAGCAAACGCAAGGACCUGCCAGCUGAAUAUUCAUAUGCUGCUGCCGAUUGCCGGAUUGAUAUUACGGAGGAGACGUUUUUCCCGCCCGGUGCGUGGAAAGUCGCUGCCGAAUUGUUGAAGACGGGCUGUGGCCAAGCGAAGCCGACUCCCAGCGGGACACCGACGACUGGGCCUGUUGGAUACCCCACUGGUAUGCCAACCGGCGGUCCAGUUCCUUAUCCCAGCGGGACACCUACUGAUUCCCCAAUUGGAUACCCCACCAGCACCCCAUCUGGCUCUCCAGUCGAAUACCCGAUCGGUACCCCCACUGGCGUUCCCGUUGGAGGAGCUCCUGGGUCCUACCCAAUCCCCACACCCAAGCCCAAGUGCACACGCAAGCAGUAA